GUCAAGGUUGGCAGGGAGAGUCGAGCAUUACCGGCCAAACUAUACGUCAAUGGCGUCCAGCUAGCGUCGUUCAAUCCCGUUCGGUUUGGGGGGUUCGCCAGCAUCUACCGCGGGACCUUGGAGGGUAAGGUUGUCUUCUAUCAGGAGGCGCUCAUCUGGUCCCGAAUGCGACAUCCAUACGUUCUUGCCUUCCUCGGGAUGGACAAAGACGUUCUCGAAUCUCCAUGUAUAGUAUUGCCCUGGUGCGAACGAGGCAGCGUUAUAGACUGGGUUUCAAGCCUUCCUAUCAAUACAGUUAAUCUGAUCGACCUGAUAUGCAAGAUAUCCAGUGGAUUGGCAUAUCUCCACUCACAAAGCAUUGUUCAUGGUGAUCUACGAGGC
Molecule: messenger RNA, 381 nt
Organism: Punctularia strigosozonata HHB-11173 SS5
Lineage: Eukaryota; Fungi; Basidiomycota; Agaricomycetes; Corticiales; Punctulariaceae
Product: kinase-like protein
Exons: 3
Biological process (GO): protein phosphorylation
Molecular function (GO): ATP binding; protein kinase activity
Source: RefSeq, a predicted model, not a curated record